CAAAAGAACGAUUCAUUCAUGCUUCGACGGCGCUCCCCUUCCGUUUCAAGAUGGCAGCCACCACGAAGAAGUCUGUUGCUGUUGAAGAUGUCAACGUCACCUUUGAAGACCAGCAGAAGAUUAACAAGUUUGCAAGGAGCACAAAUCGGAUGACGGAGCUGAAAGAUGAAAUAGAAGCCAAAAAAAAAUCCCUCCAGAACUUAGAAGAUGCUAGCGAUGACCUUAUGAUGUGUGAGGAUGAUGAUCUUCAAAUCCCAUAUCAGAUUGGAGACGUUUUCAUCAGUCACUCACAAGAGGAAACGCAAGAGAUGCUAGAGGCUGCAAAGGAAGCUCUGAAGGAGGAAAUCAAAGGUCUGGAGGGUCGGGUGGCAUCAAUACAGGAAGUGCUUGGAGAUCUUAAGGUCCAGUUGUAUGCCAAGUUUGGGAACAACAUUAAUCUGGAAGCUGAUGAGAGCUGAGCCCUUCAGUGAACAGACUGUAUUUUAUAAACUGACAACAACAAUGUGAUUACCCAGUUCUCUAUGUGGAGCUUGCAAGCAGACCUUUUCCCCGUUUUGCAGCACUGAUGAUUGUUUCUGGUUUUUUUUUUUGUUUGUUUUUUUAAAUGUGCCAUUAUGUUUCUGUAGUAUUGGAAACUAUUGGAAGUGGAUUUGUCAGUUGAAAGGAAGAGUCUGUGGCAAAGGCAUAGGGAAGCAAAGCGGAUACGAGGCCUUCACUGAUAUUUAAAUAAAAGGCAUAAACAGGU
Molecule: messenger RNA, 745 nt
Organism: Colossoma macropomum (tambaqui)
Lineage: Eukaryota; Metazoa; Chordata; Actinopteri; Characiformes; Serrasalmidae
Gene: pfdn4
Product: prefoldin subunit 4
Exons: 4
Coding region: 51-458 (135 amino acids)
Biological process (GO): protein folding
Cellular component (GO): cytoplasm; prefoldin complex
Source: RefSeq, a predicted model, not a curated record